Triticum aestivum (bread wheat) is the source of this 1348-nucleotide messenger RNA. Its product is annotated as IAA-amino acid hydrolase ILR1-like 8. Gene Ontology annotation, molecular function: IAA-Ala conjugate hydrolase activity. The coding region runs from base 48 to 1184 and encodes 378 amino acids. The transcript has 5 exons. The record is from RefSeq and is a predicted model, not a curated record. Lineage: Eukaryota; Viridiplantae; Streptophyta; Magnoliopsida; Poales; Poaceae. Gene Ontology annotation, biological process: auxin metabolic process. Gene Ontology annotation, cellular component: endoplasmic reticulum.
CAAUAGUCUUGUGUGCAGUGCAUCGAGCAGUUUUCGGUCUGGAUCGCAUGGCUUGGUUUUCGGCUCAUCUCGUCGCCUUGUUCCUCCUCCUCCUCUCACAUCUCGCGACCCCCUCAUCGGCGACAACAACUCGGCUGGGAGCCGAUCUCCUGGGCGCGGCGCGUGCGCCUCCCUUCGAGUCAUGGCUGCGCGGCCUGCGUCGGCGCAUCCACCAGCGCCCGGAGCUGGCCUUCCAAGAGCACCGCACAAGCGAGCUCGUGCGCGCCGAGCUCGACACGCUCGGCAUCCCAUAUGUCUGGCCCGUCGCCCAGACCGGCGUCGUGGCGACCAUCAUCGGAGGCGGCGGCGGCUCCGGGCCUGUCGUUGCGCUCCGGGCCGACAUGGACGCGCUCCCCCUGCAGGAAUUGGUUGAUUGGGAGUACAAGAGCCUCGAAAGUGGCAAGAUGCAUGCUUGUGGACAUGAUGCCCAUGUGACAAUGCUUCUAGGAGCUGCCAAGCUACUUCAAUCUCGGAAAGAAGAUUUAAAGGGUACUGUCAAGCUUGUGUUCCAGCCUGCUGAAGAGGGCUACGCCGGGGCUUACUACAUUUUAAAGGAGGGUGUCCUCGAUGCCGUUGAUCCUGUCAUUGCUGCUUCCUCCGCCAUUCUCAGCCUUCAGCAACUGGUCGCCCGUGAAACCGAUCCACUCGAGUCAGCUGUGGUGUCUGUUACACAGCUGAGAGGAGGUGAUGCUUACAAUGUAAUUCCCGAAUCUGCGUCGUUUGGCGGCACCUUUCGGAGCAUGACAGAUGAAGGCCUGUCAUAUCUAAUGAAAAGGGUGAAAGAGAUCAUAGAGGCCCAGGCUGCCGUGCACCGCUGCACAGCCAUUGUCGACUUCAUGGAGGAGAAGCUAAAGCAUUACCCAGCCACCGUCAACGAUGAAGGGAUGUAUGACCAUUCCAAGGAAGUGGCCGAGGCCAUGCUCGGGGAAGCUAAUGUGAAGGUGGCUCCCCGGAGCAUGGGCGGCGAGGACUUCGCGUUCUACGCCCAGAGAGCGGCGGGCGCAUUCUUCUUCAUCGGUGUAGGUAAUGAGACCACCAUGGAUAUGGUUCGUCCGGUGCACUCCCCGCAUUUCGUCCUCGAUGAGGAUGUUCUUCCUAUUGGAGCUGCGUUUCAUGCUGCGGUUGCCAUUGAGUACCUGUGUUAGAGAAUCCUAUAGAUUGUAGUCCGUAUCAAAUACAAUCUGUAGGUUAGAUCAACUUGUACUCCACGUUUGUAAUGUCCUUGCUGUGUAUAUAUAUAUAAUAUGCAAUGUAAACGAUUGAGGCGAGCAAUUGCAGCCCGAUCUUGUUUUCCUACCUAAUCUAAUUA